AUGUCUACAUACGAUGAAACCUACGAUGAUGCAUACCUCGAGGAGGAAGAGGAGGGGAUCACAGCUGAGGACUGCUGGCAGGUCGUCUCAUCCUUCUUUGAUACCAAGGGUUUGGUAUCGCAGCAGCUGGACUCUUUCGACGAAUUCGUCUCGACUACGAUGCAAGAACUGAUUUCGGAGAAUUCGCUCCUGACACUCGAUCAAAAUCUGCCACAAUCAGAAGAUGAGCCGGAGGCCCCAGUGCUCAGGAGGUACGAAAUCAAGUUUGGCACUGUCCUGCUCUCACGACCUGCAAUCACCGAAUCUGAUGGUAGUACCAUGACGCUAUUCCCGUUCGAAGCGCGCGACCGAGGUCUUACAUACUCGAGCCCUCUAUACCUUGAGAUGACCAUGAAGAAGUCGAUAGCACGGGAAAAGCCAAUCUUGGAACCCAGUGAUGAAGAGAUUGCUGGUCUAGAAGGCGACUUCAUCCAAAAACCGACUGGCGGCACAUACCUGCAUUGGGAAAAUGAGGACGGAGAGCCCGAUCCUGAACCCAUCAAGGUCUUCAUUGGAAAACUACCGAUCAUGCUGAAGUCCAAGUAUUGCGUUUUAAAAGACAUGCCAGAAGAAGCGCUGUAUGCCUAUAGCGAGUGCCCAUAUGACCAAGGAGGAUACUUCGUAAUAAACGGUAGCGAAAAGGUACUCAUCGCGCAGGAGAGGAGCGCGGCCAACAUCGUACAAGUCUUCAAGAAGGCUCAAAGCAAUACACCAUACGUUGCUGAGAUCCGAAGCGCUGUCGAGAAGGGCUCAAGACUCAUCUCAAGUAUGCAGAUGAAGCUGUAUGAGAAGGGCGAGGGUUCCAAAGGCGGCUUUGGCCAGACCAUUAAAUGCACGCUACCAUACAUCAAGACCGAGAUACCAAUAGCCAUAGUUUUCAGAGCCCUAGGAGUUGUCUCCGACGAAGACAUCCUCAAUCACAUCUGCUACGACCGCAAGGAUACACAGAUGCUGGAAAUGUUGAAACCUUGCAUUGAGGAGGCCUUUGUCAUACAGGAUCGCGAAGUUGCCCUCGAUUUCAUUGGCAAACGAGGCAACUCUCAAGGAGUCACUCGCGAUAAGCGUAUCAAGUACGCGCGGGACAUCAUGCAGAAAGAGCUUCUACCACAUAUAUCCCAGGUCGAAGGUAGUGAGACGCGAAAAGCGUUCUUCCUUGGCUACAUGGUUCACCGUUUGCUACAAUGUGCACUUGGCCGAAGAGAGGUUGACGAUCGAGAUCACUUUGGCAAGAAGCGGCUCGAUCUGGCUGGUCCUUUGCUUGCAAGCCUGUUCCGCGGAACUUUCAACAAGCUGACGAAGGAUGUCUACAAGUAUUUACAGAAAUGUGUGGAGAACAACAAGGAGUUCAAUAUGACGUUGGCUGUCAAGUCCACUCAUUUGACCAAUGGUCUGAGGUAUUCGCUCGCUACUGGCAAUUGGGGAGACCAAAAGAAGGCGGCCUCUGUAAAAGCCGGUGUCUCGCAAGUGCUCAAUCGCUACACCUUUGCCUCCACACUGUCACAUCUUCGACGAACGAAUACACCCAUCGGACGCGACGGCAAGAUUGCUAAACCACGUCAACUACAUAACACCCACUGGGGCCUGGUCUGCCCUGCCGAAACUCCUGAAGGCCAAGCCUGUGGUUUGGUGAAGAAUCUGGCCCUCAUGUGCUACAUCACAGUCGGUACGCCGAGCGAGCCAAUAGUUGAUUUCAUGAUUCAGAGGAACAUGGAGGUACUAGAAGAAUAUGAGCCCCUGAACUCGCCAAAUGCUACAAAGAUCUUCGUAAAUGGCGUCUGGGUUGGUGUCCACCGAGACCCUGCGCACCUUGUGGGCACUGUACAGAAUCUUCGGCGAAGAGGCUUGAUCUCUCAUGAAGUCAGCUUGGUCCGUGACAUACGAGAUCGAGAAUUCAAAGUCUUCACGGAUGCAGGAAGAGUUUGCAGGCCGCUGUUCGUUAUCGAUAACGACCCUAGGAGUAGCAAUCGGGGUAAUCUUGUCUUGACAAAGGACCACGUUCAAAAGCUCGAGCUGGACAGAGAGAAUUGGGCUACCACGGAGCCUGAUGUCAGAGAAGAGGCGGAUAUGGGAUGGCAGGGAUUGGUCAAGGAGGGAGUGGUGGAGUACGUGGAUGCUGAAGAAGAGGAGACUAUCAUGAUCGUCAUGACACCGGAAGACUUGGAGAUUUCACGUCAGCUACAAGCAGGAUAUGCAAUGCCAGAAGCAAAUCCAGAUGAACUCAAUAAGCGUGUCAAGGCACCUAUGAAUCCAACAGCACAUACAUGGACACACUGCGAGAUUCAUCCGAGUAUGAUAUUGGGAAUAUGCGCAAGCAUUAUUCCGUUCCCAGAUCAUAAUCAGUCUCCUAGAAAUACGUACCAGUCUGCUAUGGGUAAACAAGCUAUGGGAGUCUUUCUUACGAAUUAUGAGCAGCGUAUGGAUACUAUGGCCAACAUACUCUACUAUCCGCAAAAGCCUCUUGCUACAACGAGAUCGAUGGAAUUCCUCAAAUUCAGAGAGCUACCUGCAGGUCAAAACGCUAUUGUGGCUAUUGCCUGCUACUCCGGCUACAAUCAAGAAGAUUCCGUCAUCAUGAAUCAAAGUAGUAUCGAUCGUGGUCUUUUCCGAAGUCUUUUCUACCGCGCAUACACCGACCAAGAGAAGCGGAUUGGUAUGUCCGUUGUUGAGCAGUUUGAGAAGCCAAUGCGCAGUGAUACCUUGAAGCUCAAGCAUGGCACAUACGACAAGCUGGAUGAUGAUGGACUUGUUGCCCCUGGUGUCCGAGUAUCUGGAGAAGACAUCAUCAUUGGCAAGACUGCGCCCAUUGCGCCAGACGCUGAGGAGCUCGGUCAGCGAACGAAGCUGCAUGUCAAACGAGACACUUCCACGCCAUUGCGAAGCACUGAGAACGGUAUUGUCGAUCAAGUUCUAUUGUCUACCAACGCAGAGGGCUUGCGAUUCGUCAAAGUCCGGAUGCGAACUACUAAGAUUCCUCAGAUCGGAGAUAAGUUUGCGUCGAGGCACGGCCAGAAAGGAACCAUUGGCAUCACUUACCGCCAGGAAGAUAUGCCGUUUACUAGCGAGGGUAUGGUGCCAGAUCUCAUCAUCAACCCGCAUGCUAUACCGUCUCGAAUGACGAUUGCUCAUUUGAUUGAGUGUCUUUUGAGUAAAGUCUCCUCCCUGCGAGGCUUCGAAGGUGAUGCUACACCUUUCACCGAAGUCACCGUGGACUCGGUCUCCAGGCUGCUUCGUGAGCAUGGCUACCAGUCUCGAGGCUUUGAGGUCAUGUACAAUGGCCAUACUGGACGAAAGUUGGUUACGCAAGUCUUCUUAGGGCCAACAUAUUACCAGCGCUUACGGCACAUGGUGGAUGAUAAGAUCCAUGCUCGGGCCAGAGGCCCAGUGCAAAUCCUGACUAGACAGCCUGUAGAGGGGCGAGCUCGGGACGGUGGUCUCCGUUUCGGGGAGAUGGAGCGCGAUUGCAUGAUCGCUCAUGGUGCAAGUGCUUUCUUAAAAGAGCGGCUAUUCGAAGUGUCUGAUGCCUUCCGAGUGCAUAUAUGUGACAUCUGUGGGCUGAUGACCCCUGUUGCCAACCUCAAGAAAAAUUCGUUCGAGUGCCGACCUUGUCACAACAAAACGAAGAUCUCCCAGAUCCACAUCCCAUACGCAGCCAAACUACUCUUCCAAGAGCUAGCUUCCAUGAACAUUGCAACAAGGCUCUACACGAAGCGCUCGGGGGUCAGUGUCCGGUAG
Messenger RNA from Letharia columbiana, 3771 nucleotides. RefSeq lists its product as uncharacterized. Gene Ontology annotation, molecular function: DNA binding; DNA-directed RNA polymerase activity; ribonucleoside binding. The transcript has 3 exons. Gene Ontology annotation, cellular component: RNA polymerase II, core complex. The record is from RefSeq and is a predicted model, not a curated record. Gene Ontology annotation, biological process: DNA-templated transcription. NCBI's taxonomy places the organism in Eukaryota, Fungi, Ascomycota, Lecanoromycetes, Lecanorales, Parmeliaceae. Bases 1 to 3771 code for a protein of 1256 amino acids.